Filobasidium floriforme is the source of this 2537-nucleotide messenger RNA. RefSeq names its product nucleoporin protein Ndc1-Nup. Gene Ontology annotation, cellular component: spindle pole body; nuclear pore transmembrane ring. Gene Ontology annotation, molecular function: protein-macromolecule adaptor activity. Lineage: Eukaryota; Fungi; Basidiomycota; Tremellomycetes; Filobasidiales; Filobasidiaceae. The transcript is spliced from 12 exons. Gene Ontology annotation, biological process: spindle pole body localization; nuclear pore organization. Bases 138 to 2183 code for a protein of 681 amino acids. The record is from RefSeq and is a predicted model, not a curated record.
GCCUUAUAGAUCCUAGCUAUCACUUCUACACCUGACUGCUCAGACCUGAAACAUAGCUCUCUUUCUCUGAUCGGACGGUCUCCGAAGCAGCGCGGCAGACGAAGGGCAAUCUACAGAGCAGGCGCAUCGUUGCGAAGAUGGUCGCUGUUCAAGAGAUCGACCAGCACUACAAGAGCUAUCUCGAGGGGAGAUAUAAGAACGUAGGGACGAGUCGCUUUGCGGUGCUAGUACGCUACGUCUUCCUCUGGGCUGGAGUCGUGCUCGGCUCCUGGACUUGGAUCGACUGGUGUUAUCCGGAUGCUCGGACGCUAUGGACGGUAGUUGGGGCUCUCGUCAUAGCCUUGACAUGUAUCUGGCCCAUUCUACAGUUGAGGGAAAGGUCGUUGAGAACUGUCGCUCAAACACCACCUUCCGCUGCGUCGAGCUCAUUGAUGAGCUUGAUCUUGAGGCCGUUUGCUGGACCGCCCACCAGGAGGAUCUUGGCUUGGUACGCUAUGGUCUCGGUCAUCUCUACGAUCAUGUUCUCUCUUUUGUGGGAGGCUAGGCACACGGAAGUCGAGUUGGGCCUUUUCAAGAGUACUGUCAAGCUUCCUCACCACCUCAAUGAACGCUUGGUCUUUCUGGUCAUCGGCAACAUCUGGUUCUCCUUGCUACUUGGAGUGUGGGACAUCUACACCGGCCGAUGGAAUCGACCCAAAUGGGCCAGAGACGGAGAAACACGCGGCAUGCGUUUUGAACGUGAAGCCAAGAGGAUUGUCAAGACUGUCCCGUUGCUCGCCGCGGCCUUUUCUGUGGUCUUCACCCUCGGUUGGGUGGGAACUCGUGUGCAAUUCUCCAGGUGGAUCAUUCAACUCUCAGCCGGUCUCUUGAGGCCCUUCCUCAUUCGAUUCGCUCAAUGGCGUUUCGACCUCGACUUGAUGCUCUUCAUCCGCCUACUGACACUCUUCAUCAAUACUGCUGUCAUUUUGCGACUACCGAAAGUGUUCUUCGAGAUCAAUGCUACCCAGCCCUUGGACUUUUCGCCAGUCACUAGCGGGAUGAAAGGCAUCGACGGCGAGAGAUAUCUCACCACUGCGUUGAGCUCGAAUGACGAUUAUCUCCUUAAUUUCACUGCCUUCGAAUGGGCCGACCGCGGAUUGCAGUCUUCCCGACGAAAGGCUGUCCUAGAGGACCUGAGCGACAAGCCGACCGCAUGGAACAGCCUGUGGAAUGGUUUGAUUUCGCAGAUAGGCAAGAGCCUCCAAAUCCUGCAAACCAGGAACGGGAAGCUCAGCUCGACUGCUCCCGCUGCCCCUGUCAGCGUUCCUGCCUCGAUUCCGACGUUGACCACAAACAGGGAACGCGCCCCGGCUGUGCGCUCUUUGGCUGGUCCGGGAAUUGUCAAACAAGUGAGCGGCACGACAGAAAAGGCUGAACAGGCCGCCAUCACCGUCUCCAACGCUGUGGCAUCCUCAUGGACCGCCGCUCAACCCAGCAUCGAUUCACUAGUCAAACGUACCACUUCCGUCAUCUCGCCCUAUACUGAAAACCUGAUCGAGAACAACCCGACCGCUCAGGCCAUCGUCAAGCGCGCGGAAGAUGUCAAGGCCGGUGUCGAGGGUGUCAAGCAGCAGAUCCAAACGCUUCAAGGGAAAGCGUCCGAGGCGAACGAAAAGGCCAAGACGAUGAUGGAGGGCAAGACAUGGUGGAGACGACAGUGGAACGAGAACAAGUCGGCCUGGAGGGCGAAGAACUUGAUGGGCAAGGUCGCUGUUGAUACGGGUGAUUGGGUCGAGAGGGUGUUUGCGAGGCGAUGGGCGGAAGAGGAGAUCGAGAGCGUCUUGCCGAGGCGCAAGAUAGAUGAAUGCCUAAUCCGAACACUAUCGGCCUUCAUCGUAGGGUCCUAUACCGAGGAUCCGUACGGUCAAGUGCAACACAAUGUACCUGCUGCCCUGUCCUAUUUUGCACAGUAUCACUCGGCUCUGAUCGGGUUCAAGAAUGAGCUCAAGAACGAGGCAGCCCAGACCGAGAGUGAGAUCUGGCAACAAGCGGUCGAGCUCGUCAUCAACGAGACGGUCGAUCCCGUAAGAUCAACAAUCGAAAAUGCCGUGCGGGCGAUCCAGGCUACCUUUGGCAAGAGUAUGAAGGCGUUUGAACUGUCACCCGGUCUGACAAGUUGGAUCGAGGCUAUCAAACAGGAAUGAACGGAAAUAAUGAACGAUACACCGGGAAAAGGCUGUGCUGAAGCAGACGGCACAAGUACCAGUGGUGGAUGUUGUUCUGUUUGCAUCGGUGUCUGUUUCCUAAGCAUAUUAUUGAAUAACAAGGACCGGUUGGAAAGGCUUCCGGACGAUUUUGAUCAUAUCUGUCACGAUUCGUUACGUUCGCAUGACUGAUCGGACACAUGACCCCGGAAGCUUUUGGAACCAGGCAGAAGAAGGAGAGGGGAGGGAUGACCGGGGUCUCGGUUAUUUGCAUCCGGUCAACGUGAUUGUCAAGCGAUGCCCGAUCAAUCCUGGAUGAUCAAAAUAUAUAAAACACGCAAAGAGACAGGAUCG